ACCCCUUCCGUCCUUUACUAACGUCCUCUCUUUCUGAUUCCUGCCAGCCAGUUACGUGGAUGAGUUCUCACCUGCUGACAGAGCCAGGUGUCUCUUUUGUGAUCCAGUGGCUCUCUGGAAGGUGCCAAAGGUGGAGAACGCCCCAGCUCCGGUGUCGGGGCCCGUUGUGCGCAGCGACAAUACGCCUUGCGGGGACACGAAGGGAUAUGUGGCAGCUGAGCACUUUGUGGGGUGACGUGCCAGACCCGACGCCCCCCAGCUCCCCCAUCGCGCAGAGCCCCUCCAGCAGGUCACCUCUAAAUGGUGCUGGUUUGGGGAUGGUCCCAGGUGCUGUUUCGGGGGUGGUCGCAGCUAACAACAGCUGUACCCCGCUCUCCAUCCCCCCGCCUCGGCCCUAACCCGCUGUGAAUGGCACCGAAACCGCCCCUGUGCCCCUCCCCGGGGUGGGGGGGGAAGGACCGCGCCGCCCGCGGCGAUAAAAGGGGGCGGCGGCGCCGAGCGGCCCCGGCCCCAUCCCCGGCCAUGGGCCGCCCCGCCGCCGCCGCGCUGCUCUGCCAGCUGGGGCUCUCCGCGGCCAUCCAGUGGCUCGGGCUGACGGAGAUCGGCAGCGGGGUGGCCUGGAAUGAGAGCCACCACUGCCGGCUGCUCGCCGGGCUGGUGCCCGACCAGAUCCAGAUGUGCCGCAGGAACCUGGAGGUCAUGCACAGCAUCGUCCGGGCCGCUCGCCAGACCAAGAGCGUCUGCCAGAAGACCUUCACAGACAUGAGGUGGAACUGCUCCUCCAUCCAACGUGCCCCCAGCUUCGGCCCUGACCUGCUGAAAGGAACUCGGGAAUCUGCCUUCGUCUAUGCGCUGGCUGCCGCCGCCGUCACGCACUCCAUCGCCCAAGCCUGCACCUCGGGAGAGCUCCCUCUCUGCUCCUGUGGCUCCGUCCCCUCGGAGGUCCCCGGGCCGGACUUCAGAUGGGGUGGCUGCGGGGACAACCUGCGCUAUGGCCUCCAGCUCGGCGCCGCUUUUGCUGAUAGUCCCUUAAAAUCCAGCAAGCUGGGGACACAAGCGCUCAAGGCCAUGAAUCUGCAUAACAAUGCGGUGGGCCGGCAGGUGUUGAGUGACUCCCUGGAUACCAAGUGUAAAUGCCAUGGUGUUUCAGGCUCCUGUUCAGUGAAGACCUGUUGGAAGGGACUGCCAAACCUGGAUGAAAUUGCCUCUGACCUCAAGUCCAAGUACCUGGCAGCCAUCAAGGUGACCCACCGGCUUGUAGGGCCCAGGAAGCAGCUGAUACCUAAAGAAAUGGAUGUCAGGCCAGUGAAAGAGACGGAUCUGGUUUAUCUCAUCAACUCGCCUGACUACUGCACACCAAAUCUCCACCUGGGGUCUCUGGGGACACAGGAUAGGCAGUGCAACAAGACCUCCGUGGGCAGCGACAGUUGCAACCUAAUGUGCUGUGGCCGCGGCUACAAUGCCUACACGGAGGAGGUGGUGGAGCGGUGUCACUGCAAGUAUCACUGGUGCUGCUAUGUGGUGUGCAAGAAGUGUCAGCGGAAGGUGGAGAGAUACGUCUGUAAAUAACGCCAGAGGCGUCACGGCAGGCAGGAGGACUCCUGUGCUGGUACCACCCUCCAGGGCAUAGCUGGAGACCGAAUGCCAACCACAAGGGAUGCUCUCAGCUACGGCAAGAAGGGGGCUAUGCGGGAAGCCGGGACUCUCGCAUUACCAUGGAAGACCUCAAACUGAGAGAUGCCGGGAAGCCUAAGACCAGAGGCCAACCUCUGCUCCAUCUCUCCAGAGCAAGACAAAGGGCUGCUCUCCUGCAGCUGAUCAGGAGUGUCCAGCCCUCUAUCUCCAGCUGGGGACAAACCAUUUAUCACUCUGCAUACACAGGCCCUUUUCUCCCGGGGUGAAUGGGGACCCUGGGCUGCCAUUGUCUCUUCGCAGGAGGUUUCUGACAGUGGCCUGAAAGCCAGGAGUGAUGGAUGGGGAGGAGGGAGAGAGUUGCCCAUUGGGAGAAGGCUGCAGGGCAAGGGGGUCAUGGGCACCUCCUCUGGGGACACGUUUCUGCUGGGGGUUCACCCAACACCACUGAAUGUUUCUCCUCAGGGGUUCGUCCACUGGUCCAGUGCCUUUUUCAGCAUCUGAAAUGAAGACCAGGCUUGGACACAGGCAGAACUGGUUAAUCCUCCCCACGAGCUGCAUGGAGAUUGCCGCUGCUCUCACUGAUUGUGGCACACAGACAUGGGGACAGGAGUGGUCCCAGAGGCUGCCGAAACAGGGCAGCGUGGCAAAACCUCACCUAGAAGCCUUGUAUUAACAGGGCAGCCACGGCAGCACUGUAGCUUCUGCCCUCUGGGCUUGUGUUGGAGGUGGAAGCCCACUCAACGUGUGGCAUACCCGUAGCUUGUCCUUCCUGCCCCUUCUUCUAGAUCACUAAGGUCUUCAGCCCAU
Molecule: messenger RNA, 2442 nt
Organism: Chroicocephalus ridibundus (black-headed gull)
Lineage: Eukaryota; Metazoa; Chordata; Aves; Charadriiformes; Laridae
Product: protein Wnt-11b-like
Exons: 5
Coding region: 409-1569 (386 amino acids)
Biological process (GO): neuron differentiation; canonical Wnt signaling pathway; multicellular organism development
Cellular component (GO): extracellular region
Molecular function (GO): frizzled binding; cytokine activity
Source: RefSeq, a predicted model, not a curated record